Messenger RNA from Aaosphaeria arxii CBS 175.79, 490 nucleotides. RefSeq lists its product as uncharacterized. NCBI's taxonomy places the organism in Eukaryota, Fungi, Ascomycota, Dothideomycetes, Pleosporales. The record is from RefSeq and is a predicted model, not a curated record. The coding region runs from base 90 to 431 and encodes 113 amino acids. The transcript has a single exon.
UGCCAUACCUAACUAUAAUUCAUCAUCACCAUUUCCACCAUCACCAUCAUACCACUCCACUUCCAGCAACUAUCCUCUCAUGUUCCACCAUGCCCACUUCUCUUCUAGUCUUACUCCAAUUUCAGAAAGAAUGUUCUGCUCCCCUACUCGUAACCAUAACUACCACUACCGGAUACAUGACUUACAUGCACAUGAGCAAUGCAAUGAUCAGUGAUCACCCCAGCUCAACAUCAAGAUUGUGUACGCGCAUACCGUCUACGUACUGGGUACAGACCACAGCGCAAUCCAUUGUUCGGUUUCUCAGGUUCCGUCAACCUCUCAGCAUCACCUGCCAUACCCUGUCCUGUUCUGUCUCGUUCAAUACUGUCCUGUCCUAUCCUAUCCUGUCCUGUCCUGUCCCUCCCUGCCCUGCGCCGGGCGCUGACGGAUGACCACCUUGCGAAAUGUAGGUACCAACACUAGCCGCUUUCUUCGUGAACCCUCCCCCUAC